This is a messenger RNA of Triticum urartu, 888 nucleotides long. NCBI's taxonomy places the organism in Eukaryota, Viridiplantae, Streptophyta, Magnoliopsida, Poales, Poaceae. The record is from RefSeq and is a predicted model, not a curated record.
AUGCCCCCGAAGAAGCGUCUGCACUUGUCGUCCGCUGGUCCCAACCAGGAAGACCACGUCGAGGAAGCAGCUCCCGGUGUCUCUACCUCUGGAAGAGAAGAUUCCGAGGAAGAGGACGAAGUUAGCUACAGUAGCAGCGGCGGCGGGGACAACAAAGAUAACGAUGGCAGCCAUUCAUCGCAGAUUGACGGUGCCGACAUGGACGACCCAUCCAAAGUGCACAUCUUUAUCAAGAAUCCCGCCGGCAGGAAAAUCUGUCUCAGGGGGGUCCACUUGUCAGACACCCUUUACACCAUCAAGGCAAAGAUCCAGGAGCGCUACCGCCUCGUCUUUGAUGGGGUGCAGCUGGAAGACAGCCAUACAAUGGCGGAUUAUGGCAUCCAGCAUGAUUCCACGCCUGACCUCCAAGAAAAGAUGCAAAUCUUUGUGACGGAGACGCUAGAAGGCAGGACCAUCACUCUAGAGGUCGACAACCUAGACACCAUUGACAAUGUGAAGGCCAAGAUUGAAGAUAUUGAGGGCUUCCCCAAGGUCCAGCAGUGCCUCAUCUUUGCCAACAAGCAGCUGGAUGAUGAGAAGCGCACUUUGGCUGACCACAACAUUGGGAAAGGGUCCACUCUUCUCCUCAUCCUCCUCCCGUGCAGGCCAACUGUUGUGAUGAAAAUAUUCGUGAAGAUGCUGCGAGGGAACGUUAUCUCCCUUGAGGUUGGGCGCUCGGACACUGUUGGCAGUGUGAAGGUGAAGCUCUACGAGCUGGACGGCAUGCCCCCUAGACAGCAGCGCCUCAUCUUUGCUGGCAAGCAGCUGGAGGACCACCGCACCCUGGCCGACUACAACAUUCAUAUGGAGUGUACCAUUCAACUGGUGGGACGUCUUUGUGGUUGUUGA